UGCCUUUUCAUCCCGCCUGUGCGCGUCGCAUCCAUACCAAGAUCCCCCCCACACACCAUCACCACCACCCCGACUUAUUCACCACAUGUCCCCGCUGCUUCCACCGGCUUUAAUUACCUCACAUCGGCUCAAAAAACACGGGGCCACACCGCGUCUGACUGACUUGACAAGGCUGAUCGGCGCUUUUUUGGACGGAUACUGUUGCUCCACUUCUCCACCUAUAACACCUCCUCUCUGAACAUCUCGCCAACCCCACACACACUCUUGCCAUGCAGGAGGUGUAACCCUCCUUCCUCUUCUUCCUUUUGCACUAUCGGAGGAGAUCCAAAACAGUGAAGAAAAAAAGAAACCCAAAAACGCCAACCUGUAACCUGUAACCAGUAAAGAUGUCAGACCCAGAUGCCUCUUCACCGGCAGACGCCCCGCUGCCACUCACCUCCCCCCGGACUCCUCUGCAGCUCUCCUUCCCCUUCCUGAGGGAGGGCAGUCGGGUUUGGGAAAGAGAGAGGAAACCACCACAGCCUGGAGAGCUGCCCAGCCCAUUGCCCACCAAACGCACCCGCACAUACUCAGCGACAGUGCGAGCCAGAUCAGGUCCAGUAUUUAAAGGUGUGUGUAAAAACUUCUCCAGGUCUCAGGGUCAUGGAUUCAUACGGCCCUCUCGCGGAGGAGAGGACAUCUUUGUCCACAUCUCAGACAUUGAGGGAGAGUAUGUGCCUAUGGAAGGAGACGAGGUCACGUACAAGGUAUGCCCCAUCCCGCCCAAGAACCAGAAGAUCCAGGCUGUCGACGUGGUGAUCACCCACCUGAAUCCAGGCACCAAGCACGAGACUUGGUCAGGUCAGAUCAUCAGCUCCUAGACCAGAGCUCCAGGCUGCUAGGUGGAAAAAAAAAAGCAAAGGGGGAUUUGAAUUUAAUUUUAGGUUUUAUGUUUUUAAGAUAUGAGGUUUAGGACCAGGUUUGAGGAAGAGGGAUCAGAGCUCGGCGUACCACAGAGUUCGGCCUGAGGUGGUUUUGUUAUGGACAGGUGUUGGUGAAAGCUUGAAUAUAAAGGUUUGUGUUGGAAAUUAAGCUUUGAAUGUUUGAAUGUUUUCCUUUAAAAAAAGGUCAUAGUUUCAUCAUUUGGGUUUGGAUGUUUUAUUUUAGGGUUCAGAGCUAUGUGCUCGCAUCUUUACUUUGACCUGGGGAAUACAUUUUAGUUGGGAAAUCAGUGGUUGUUAGGGAAGUGAUGUCUUCGAUAAGUUGCUGUAGAGGCCGAAUCACAUUUUGAGAAAUUUGUUUCCACUCCAUGGGUACACUUUUGGAUUUACAUUUCAAGGGACCAGCUCAGUGACUUAGCUCUGAAUUUCAAUCCCACUUUUAUUUUUUAAUCAACCCGCAGAUGUGCCACCACUGCCAAAAGUCAUGUGACAAACAUCUGAUUGAAAAAUGUACAAUUUAGCCAUAUUGUGUCUGUGUUUACAACUACAGGUGGAGAUGGCUGCCUCACUGUAGAACAUAUAAUCAAAAGGAAAUAAAAAUAUGUUUAUUUCUUUCUCUUGUCUAUGAUCUGGCUUGUCUUAACCUGAAAGGAACAGCAGCUCAGAUCUACCUUCAUCUCACUGCCUUCAGAAAAUCUAAACGUUUUCAAGGUCAAAACCCUACGAGUACACGGCUGCCAAAUGAAAUCAAUGAAUGCACUUACAGUAGAAAGUAGAUCCAAAUGGCUCUUAAUGUGUUCCGGCCUCAGGAGCUGUGGUAAGCUCCACAUAUAAGGAAUUAUUUUCCUUCUUAAUAUUGUAGCACUACUGUAUUUUGUCUACUUGGCAAAUGUAGAAAUCCAGUAUUAUUGUAGCCAGCUCCUAUGACGGUCUUAAGUUUUGGUGGUAGAGACAGUAGCUGGAUGUUGUGUGGGCCUGCCACUGGGAAACCAGGCCAGAGGGUUUGGGGUUUAGGGAAGGAAACAGAGCAAAGGAGAGGAAGGAAGGUUAGGGAACAGGCAGAGGAUGGAGUGAUUACCUGUAGAUGUACUUGAGCACAGAAGCGGCUUAAUUUGAAGUGUUAUAAGGCAUGUGUAAGAAAGAAGACCAUGAUUAAAGUCAGCAGUUCACAACCUGUGCGGUUUCAGGUUAAUUUGAUAAGAAAUAGUUUGAUAUUUUGGAAACUACCACCGGCAGCUGGUUAGCUUAGCUAAGCACAAGGACUACAAAUGGAAGCUAAGCUAAGCUAACUGGCUGCUCGCUGUAGUUUCAUAUUUUGCGCACAGACAUGAGUGGUUUCGUUAUUUUCAUCUAACUCUCGACAAAAAUGUUGAACUAUAUCUUGCAAUCAUGUAUUUUAAAAGAUAAAGUCCUUUUUUUUCUCUUAAUAUCAAUCAAAUAAUGAAAAUAAGAAUCACAUCCACUUUUGAAGAGGAGUGUCAAGCUGAGGAGGAUGAACUGCUGAUUUUUUUUAAGGUCAAAAGGUUAAGUUAAGUUUUAUAUGUUUUGGCAAACGACUGUGGAAAAAAAAAAGCUGCAAAAGCUUCCUGAUGUAAUUUUAAAAAGACUAUUUAUUUAUUGACUUAUUUAUUUUCAUUUGUAACUAUGAAACCAUCAGGUGUUUGGUAAUUAAAAGCUGCAUUUAUAAGUAUUUGUGCAAAUUUAAGUCUAUUUGAAUACACUGCACACCUCACUCUAAUGAUACUACCCUGUUAAUAUCAACUUUGCGACUGUCAUGUCAUCAUCGACAGGGGAAAAAAACAAACAAAAACAACCUUCAACCUUUCCAAACACAAGUUUCUAAUUUCUGCAUAAUCCUUGUCUAAUUUUUAAUAACUAAUGUGAUGUUCAAAAUGACAAGCAGUCUUGUUGUUUUGGGAAUCGGCAUGUUCUGUACUGUUUGAUGUAAUUUUUACGUAGAAUGUGUUGAAUCUGUUUCAUCAUGCAGUAACACGGCUGGAGGCUUCAGAGAGGCAUCGUCAGGUCUCCUGUGCAUCUUUGAUUUCUCGCCAUGAGUGUGACUUAACAUCAUAGUAACACGCUUUGUCCGUUUGGUUUCUUUCCUGUGAGAGAAACAAGUUUGAUUGAGUUUGCAAGCACUUUUCAUUUUUGUCAAAUCACUGUGACGCUGUCUUUUGUCAUUAAGAUAUAGUUUGAAUAAAACUUAAUACUGUAUUCACAGA
This is a messenger RNA of Larimichthys crocea (large yellow croaker), 3142 nucleotides long. It is a transcript of the gene csdc2a, whose product is annotated as cold shock domain containing C2, RNA binding a. Gene Ontology annotation, cellular component: cytoplasm. The transcript has 4 exons. Gene Ontology annotation, molecular function: mRNA 3'-UTR binding. NCBI's taxonomy places the organism in Eukaryota, Metazoa, Chordata, Actinopteri, Sciaenidae. The coding region runs from base 387 to 860 and encodes 157 amino acids. The record is from RefSeq and is a predicted model, not a curated record. Gene Ontology annotation, biological process: regulation of mRNA stability.